UUCCGAGUUCAAGGUGACGUUACAGUCGAGUGUGGAAGCGAGCUCCCGGAGGAAAAUAUUAUUUGAGGGCGUUUGUUUGGGGUAACGCUCAGUUGGAAGACUAGUUGCCUUUGUAUAAGGUCUGUCCUCACUAGAGGGGAGGUUGAAGAUUUGACAAGCCCCCAAAACAAAACAAACAAACAAACAGCCCCCAAACAGGUGCCAUGAUGGCGACAGUGCCCCUGAGGCGUUGGCACAAGGUGUGGCAUCCUCUCCGCCACGCUCGAAGUGCCACCACCAGCAGCGUCCCCGUCGGCGACAUCAAGGAAGGAGUCCCUUACAAGAAGACGAUAAAGGAUCAGGAGAGUUCGUCCGGACACAAAUCGGUCCCUUCCGAAGCCGAAGUCGUGGUCAUUGGGGGUGGAUCCUUGGGUUGUAACACAUUGUAUCACCUUGCGAGACUUGGCAUCACUAACACCGUCCUCUUGGAGACAAAUAAAUUAACAGCAGGUACGACCUGGCACACGGCAGGCCUUCUAUGGCGCCUCCGCCCGAGUGACGCCGAGAUCCACCUCAUCAAUACCACACGGGAACUACUCUUGAGGCUCGAGGACGAGACGGGGAUCAAUCCCGGAUGGAUCAACAACGGAGGAUUGUUCAUCGCCUCCAGCAAGCCUCGCCUGGACGAAUACAGGCGACUCGUGACGAUGGGCAGGACCCAAGGAAUCGAGAGUUUCAUACUGGAUCCUUCAGAUACGAAGGAACUCUAUCCUCUCAUGAACGUCGGUGACAUAACCGGUACACUGUACUGCCCUGGCGAUGGUACGCUCGAUCCUGCCGGCUUCUGCACUGCACUCACUCGCUCUGCGACGCGGGCGGGGGCCAAAGUGAUCGAAGGAUGCCCCGUGGAUGACAUCCGAUGCGUGGAGACGACUCUAGGAGGGAAGAAGGUCAGCGAAGUUCACACGCCCUAUGGCGUCAUCAAGACCAACGCCGUGGUCAAUGCCACAGGUGCCUGGGCCAACAGCAUCGCAAACAUGGUUGGCGUGGAGCUUCCGUUGGCGCCAAUGAAACACGCCUACGUCGUCACCGAGAGGAUAGAAGGGAUCGAGAAUAUGCCUAACGUUAGAGAUCACGAUUCUUCCGUCUACCUCCGGCUGCAGGGCGACGCCCUGUCCGUCGGAGGCUAUGAGAAGGAUCCGAUCCUCUUGGAUAAGCUGGACAGAGACUUCGCCUUCGGUCUGUACGAGCUCGACUGGGACGUGUUCAGCGCGCACAUCGAGGGUGCCAUGAACCGCGUACCCGUCUUGGAACAAACUGGUAUUAAAUCCACCGUCUGCGGACCCGAGUCCUUCACCCCAGAUCACAAGCCUCUCAUGGGUGAGGACCCGAACGUCCAGGGAUUCUUCCACUGCUGUGGCUUCAACAGCUCCGGAAUGAUGCUGGGCGGAGGCUGUGGAGAUCAGAUAGCCAAGUGGGUGGCCCACGGCAGACCCGAAUUUGACAUGUUCGGUUACGACAUCAGGAGAUUCCACACUCCCCUAAACUCGAACAAAGACUGGGUCAUUGGGAGAUCUCACGAGUCUUAUGCUAAGAACUACAGCAUCGUCUUUCCUCAUGACGAACCUCUGGCAGCCAGGAGGCAGAGGAUGUCCCCCUUGCACGAGAUCCUAGAGGAGCAGGGCUGCGUUUUCCAGGAACGCCACGGCUGGGAGAGACCAGGAUGGUUCAACACUCACCCAACGCCUACCCAGCCAUACGACUGGUAUGGCGCCUAUGACACGCCUCAGAACGUCGACAGGAGAUACUGGGAUGCUUUGGUCGACGAUUAUUCAUUCGACUUCCCCAAACAUCAUGCAGUGAUCGAGAAGGAAUGCUUGGGAUGCCGCAAUGCAGCAGCUGUGUUCGAUAUGUCAUAUUUCGGGAAAUUCUAUGUCACGGGACCCGACGCUCAAAAGGCAGCCGACUGGCUGUUCUCUGCCGAUGUCAGGAAAGAUGUGGGUUCCACAGUCUACACCUGCAUGCUCAACAAGAGCGGAGGCAUCGAAGCUGAUUUGACUGUCAGCGUGUGCGAAGGCGGCCAGGGAUCGCCAUGCGACCCAGCGUUCGACGGUCGAGGAUUCUACCUGGCGGCAGGAGGCGCGGCAGCUCUUCAGAACUUGGCGCACGUCCUGAAGGAACUGAGGACACACGAAUGGGAUGUCCAGCUGGUCAAUCACACUGACGAUAUGGCCAUGUUGUCCGUGCAAGGACCCAACAGCAGGGAAAUCCUCCAGAUGGUUUCUGACGCUGAUUUCAGCAACGAGGCCUUCCCAUUCUCCACACACAAAGUCAUCGAAGUUGCCGGUCACAAAGUGAGAGCGCUGAGGCUGUCCUUCGUGGGGGAAAUGGGCUGGGAACUACAUAUUCCCAAUGAAUCUGCAGUUGCUGUCUACAAAGCUUUGAUGGCGGCUGGCAAGCCGCUCGGUCUAGUCAAUGCUGGCUAUCGGGCCAUCGAUUCCUUAUCAUGUGAAAAGGGCUACAGACACUGGCACGCUGAUGUCCGACCCGACGAUACCCCUCUGGAAGGUGGGCUGGCUUUCACCUGCAAGCUGAAAACAGACGUCAAUUUCCUGGGUCGCGAGGCCAUAGAACAACAGAAGCUGCAUGGUAUCAGGAAGAAGCUUGUGACCAUCACCCUGGAUGACCCCACAAAGCCACUCUGGGGCUUGGAAGGUAUCUGGAGAGAUGGAGAGCCGGUUGGCUAUGUCAGAAGAGCAGACUUCACCUUCUUCCUAGGCCGAGCUCUCGCGUACGGUUACGUGCAAAGGCCCGACAAAGAAAAGAUAACCAACGAGUUUUUGAAGACUGGCACGUGGAAAAUUGAAUCAAGAGGAGAACUCCUGGAUGCAACCGUUCACAUUCGACCACCAUUUGACCCAAAGAACCUCAGAGUCAAAGGAUUUUACGAAGAGCCUCCAACAGAGCAGUGGGUGGCAGCUCAGUAAACUUGGUUGGAGGGAUUUUAGGUUAAUUCAGUCUAUUUAUGCUGUAGGAUGCUAAGGAGAUAUGUCGCACUUUUGGUAGACUUUUGGAAAUGCUAUCAUCCACUCUGACACAACUUUCAACCUUCGAAAACGGCGUCAGUUUUAUAGUGGAGAGUGAAGUUGUAUUUGACAAGGGUGGUGCAAAUUGUAAGCAUUUUUUGUACAGAAAUCUUUCACGCAUGCAUAUUUGCAUUCAUUAUGUACUGUUUACGUCGUCAUGUCAUAGAUUUUCCGUGACUGCUUUCCUAAUGAAUAGAAUCAAGUGUCCCACUUAAGCAGGUAUCCUGUUUAGUGGGACGUGUGAUAUGGGCGUCUAAAUUACCAUCGCUACCUUAGUACUAAAUUGUUUGAUUAAUCUAAACGUCACAUCCUCAGUUCGUCACACAGCAUUACCAUUUGUCUGGUUACUCUCCACUUUAGAAUAUUUAGUUUAUAAGCUAUUUUUACACAUUCACCUUCUCUGGUGCAAAUGACAGGUUAAUGUUGUGGGCAUCAGAGGAGAGUUUGUCUUUCCUUGGACUUCGUUUAAGCCAUAUUGGCUCAUGUUGUAUUCUGUAAGAUAAUUUGUUGAUAAGUAUAAGAGAUAAAUUUAAGAAAUAAGCUCAAGAAUUCAAUGGAGAUUUUAUACUGUGAUAUAAUAUUAUAUGAAGUACAAAAAACC
This is a messenger RNA of Macrobrachium nipponense, 3666 nucleotides long. RefSeq names its product sarcosine dehydrogenase, mitochondrial-like. Gene Ontology annotation, cellular component: mitochondrial matrix; mitochondrion; cytoplasm. The record is from RefSeq and is a predicted model, not a curated record. The transcript has 15 exons. Gene Ontology annotation, molecular function: protein binding; sarcosine dehydrogenase activity. The coding region runs from base 204 to 2966 and encodes 920 amino acids. NCBI's taxonomy places the organism in Eukaryota, Metazoa, Arthropoda, Malacostraca, Decapoda, Palaemonidae.